Ipomoea nil (Japanese morning glory) is the source of this 3538-nucleotide messenger RNA. RefSeq names its product putative calcium-transporting ATPase 13, plasma membrane-type. Lineage: Eukaryota; Viridiplantae; Streptophyta; Magnoliopsida; Solanales; Convolvulaceae. Gene Ontology annotation, biological process: calcium ion transmembrane transport. The record is from RefSeq and is a predicted model, not a curated record. Gene Ontology annotation, cellular component: intracellular membrane-bounded organelle; membrane. The transcript is spliced from 2 exons. Gene Ontology annotation, molecular function: ATP hydrolysis activity; ATP binding; P-type calcium transporter activity. Bases 273 to 3395 code for a protein of 1040 amino acids.
UGCCCCAAGAAUCACACACCAAUUCCCCCCUUCACUCGUUACAUAUUUCACCAAAAAAUAAAAAAAUAAAAAUCUUUUUCAUUAUCACUUGUAUAGUGUAUAUAUUCGUGACCUAUUUCUUGGGUUUCUUGGUGCUGCAGUUCGCCCCUUCCAGUUUAUCAUAAAGACUGAAUUGUCCAGGAUACAAGACGACUUACGAGCUCGGUCAAUACACUAUACACACAUAUAUUAUCUGUUGUUCCAGUUAAGUAUUUGUCCUAAUUUAAAAUCAAAUGGAUAUGAUGAUGACGAAACCUCAAACAAACUCAACGUGCAUGGACUUUGUUGUGAUCAACCUCAGUGCAAACUUGAGGUUGUCUGUUAGCAAAAAGAAAUGGCAUAGGGCAAUGGUUAAAAUCAAGUGUUGUAAGGUACUGCUUUGUUAUUUUAAGGAAAUUUAUGACUUAAGAAAUAAUAAAGAUUCCAAAAACAUUAGCAAAGUGUCUCUUAUACAGUCUGGUAAUGAAAAACUUAUCACUGAUUAUAAAGUACAACAAGAAAACCAUUUAUCCUCUAAUCUUGAUCAGUCGAGUCUUGCUAAGCUAGUUGGGGAGAAAAGCCUUAAAAAUCUUGAUAAUAUUGGCGGCAUUGAAACUAUAGCUACUUCUAUUGGAAGUAAUUUAGAGAAUGGAGUUAAUGGCGAUACAGAAGAUGUUUCGCGUAGAAAUGAAGUGUAUGGAAGGAACACUUACCCGAGGCCACCAACAAAGAGUUUGUUCCAAUUUGUUUGGGAUAUGUUCAAAGAUCCCACCAUCAUUAUACUAUUGGUGUGUGCUGCAUUGUCUCUUGCAUUUGGCAUGAAAGAGGAUGGAGCAAAAGAAGGAUGGUAUGAUGGGGGGAGUAUUUUUCUUGCUGUCUUUCUUGUAAUAUCCGUUUCAUCCAUAAGCGAUUUCAGGCAGAGUAGACAAUUCGAGAAAUUAUCCAAAAUAAGCAGCAACAUCCAGGUUGAGGUUGUCAGGAAUGGGCGACGAAAACAUAUUUCAAUAUUUGAAGUUGUGGUUGGAGACCUUGUUUGGUUGAAGACCGGAGAUCAGAUCCCUGCGGAUGGUUUGCUUGUCGAAGGGCAUUCCUUGCAGGUUGAUGAAUCUAGCAUGACAGGGGAGAGCGAUUAUGUGGAGGUGAACCACAACCAAAAUCCAUUCUUAAUUUCAGGCACAAAAGUUGUAGAUGGAUAUGGUAAGAUGCUUGUUACCUCAGUUGGAAUGAACACGGCUUGGGGCGAGAUGAUGAGCAAAAUCAGUAGCAGUUCUAGUGAGGAAACACCCCUCCAGGCGAGGCUCAACAAGCUUACUACCUCCAUUGGUAAGGUCGGUUUAGCAGUUGCUUUCCUAGUACUGGUUGUCUUGUUGGUACGAUAUUUUACAGGACAUACCAAGGACGAUAAUGGGAAUAAAGAGUUCAAUGGCAGCAAGACAAAGGCUGAUGAUGUGAUUAACUCUGUGGUGGGAAUCAUUGCUGCUGCUGUUACAAUAGUAGUCGUCGCAAUCCCAGAAGGAUUGCCCUUGGCCGUGACUCUUACUCUUGCUUAUUCAAUGAAGAGAAUGAUGAGUGAUAAAGCAAUGGUGAGGAAACUCUCUGCCUGCGAGACAAUGGGUUCUGCUACAACCAUUUGUACAGACAAAACCGGAACACUCACUCAGAACUGCAUGGCUGUAACCAAGUUUUGGUUAGGCAAAGAAUCCAUGGAGGGGAAGGAUCAUAAUUUAAUUGCAGCCAGAGUUCUUGAUUUGCUUCACCAAGGGGUUAGCCUCAACACAACAGGUAGUGUUUUCAGGUCCCCUAAUACUUCGUGUUUCGAAUUCUCAGGUAGUCCUACAGAGAAAGCAAUUCUCUCAUGGGCUGUUCUGCAACUCAAGAUGGAUAUGGAGGAAACAAAAAGGAAUAAUACCAUUCUUCAUGUGGAAGCAUUCAAUUCAGAGAAAAAGAGAAGCGGGGUUUUGAUGAAGAAGAUUCCUGAUGGAACAACUCAUGCUCACUGGAAAGGAGCUCCCGAGAUGAUUCUUGGAAUGUGUUCUCACUUCUGCGACAAUGAAGGGAAUCAUAAAGCUAUAACAAAUCACGAGAGAGAGAAAUUCAACCAAAUAAUCCAAGGUAUGGCAGCUAGCAGUCUGAGAUGCAUUGCAUUUGCCCAUAAACAGGUUUUAGAAACCAACCCUGAAGAUGGUGAAAUACAUGAGAAAAUACCAGAGAGUGAGUUGACCCUUUUGGGGUUUGUUGGCCUCAAAGACCCAUGCAGAACUGGUGUGAAGAAAGCUGUGGAAGAUUGUCAGUAUGCUGGCGUAAACAUCAAGAUGAUCACUGGAGACAAUAUCUUCACUGCAAAGGCUAUAGCAACAGAGUGUGGAAUUUUGCAGUACAAUCAAGCAGUAGAAGAAGGAGCAGUCAUAGAAGGAAGCGAAUUUCGAAACCUCACAGAAGAACAGCGGAUGGAGAGAGUUGAAAAAAUCUGUGUCAUGGCAAGAUCCUCUCCACUUGACAAGCUUCUAAUGGUGCAGUGUCUGAGAAAGAAAGGCCACAUAGUUGCAGUCACAGGUGAUGGUACCAACGAUGCACCAGCUUUAAAAGAAGCUGAUAUAGGGCUUUCAAUGGGAAUCCAGGGCACAGAAGUAGCUAAAGAGAGUUCAGAUAUCGUGAUCCUGGACGAUAACUUUGCCUCAGUAGCCACUGUUCUGAAAUGGGGAAGAUGCGUGUACAACAAUAUCCAAAAGUUCAUUCAGUUUCAACUCACAGUCAAUGUAGCAGCCCUCGUGAUCAACUUUGUAGCUGCAGUUUCAGCCGGAGAAGUUCCCCUCACAGCAGUUCAGCUACUAUGGGUCAAUCUGAUUAUGGAUACUCUAGGAGCAUUAGCACUUGCGACAGAAAAACCAACAAAGGAGCUCAUGAAGAAGCCACCUGUGGGAAGAACAGAACCACUAAUCACCAACAUUAUGUGGAGGAAUCUUCUAGCUCAGGCUUUAUAUCAGAUAUCUAUCCUCCUGAUCUUACAGUUUAGAGGUGAGUCAAUUUUCGGGGUGAGUUCAAAGGUAAAUGAUACUUUAAUCUUCAACACUUUCGUUUUCUGCCAAGUGUUUAAUGAGUUCAAUGCGCGUGAGCUGGAGAAGAGGAAUGUCUUCCAGGGGAUACACAAGAACAAGUUGUUUGUGGGGAUUAUUGGCAUAACUAUUGUUCUUCAGGUAAUGAUGGUGGAGUUUCUUAAAAAGUUUGCUGAUACAGAGAGGUUGAAUUGGGGGCAGUGGGGAGUCUGCAUAGGACUAGCAGCUGCAUCUUGGCCUAUUGGCUGGCUCAUCAAGUGCUUCCCUGUUCCAGAAAGACCAAUAUUUAGUUAUCUCAAAUUGAAGAACUUGAAAUUCUUGUAAUAUGAUUACCAUUUAGUUAGUCUUUGAUGCAUGUAUUAAAUUUAAGAAUUGCAGUAUGAUUGAAAAACUGUAUUGUUAUUAUUGCUUAUCUUUUAGAAUAAUGUAUGUUGUUUCAACGUGAAUAAGAAGGUUCCUUUUUCCUA